AUGGGGUUUUGUGGAUCAAAGAGCAGUACCUCCAGCAAGGAGGGUAAGUCUUCCCAGGACCGCAAGGUUGCAUGGGAGCGUAUCCGGCAGGUAAUUCCCCGUGAAAAGACACCUGAGGCGAAGCAGCGACGCAUCGACUUGUUUAAGAAGUUCGACAAAAACAAUUCUGGGAAGCUGUCUUAUGAUGAGGUGUAUGAAGGUUGUUUGAAUGUGCUGAAGCUGGAUGAAUUCACUACACGGCUACGGGACAUCACGAAGCGUGCGUUCAACAGGGCAAAGGACAUGGGUAACAAGGUGGCGAACAAGGGUUCUGAGGACUUUGUUGAAUUCAUGGAGUUCCGUUUGUUUCUGUGCUACGUGUACGACUACUUUGAUUUGAUGGUGAUGUUCGAUAAAAUCGACACCUCCGGCAACAUGCUGAUUGAUGAGAAGGAGUUCAAGAAGGCCGUGCCGAAGCUUGAAAAGUGGGGUGCUAAGAUCGAUGAUCCCAGC
Trypanosoma theileri is the source of this 492-nucleotide messenger RNA. RefSeq names its product flagellar calcium-binding protein. The annotation marks the transcript as partial. NCBI's taxonomy places the organism in Eukaryota, Euglenozoa, Kinetoplastea, Trypanosomatida, Trypanosomatidae. The record is from RefSeq and is a predicted model, not a curated record. The transcript has a single exon. Gene Ontology annotation, molecular function: calcium ion binding.